This is a messenger RNA of Linum trigynum, 5650 nucleotides long. Lineage: Eukaryota; Viridiplantae; Streptophyta; Magnoliopsida; Malpighiales; Linaceae. The record is from the annotation of a GenBank genome assembly.
UUCUAACACUAUUUUCUAAAAACCGCUGCCUUGGGAGACGGUUUAUACGCAAACUGUGCUGCAAGGAGGCGGUUUGUGCUAAACCCUAGCAAAACCUCCUUGGGAGGAGGCGGUUUUAGUGACCGUCUGAUUAGGAGGCGAUCCGACGGCAGACCGUUUGCCAACUCAGCGGUCCGUGUCUUGGUGAAGGAACCGCCCCCUUCCAGCGGCGGUUUUCAAGAAGCACAACCAAAACCGUGUGGGUGGGGGACACGGUUUUUGGGUUGCAAAAUUAUAAAACCGCCCCUAAAUAACGGAGACUAACGCUCAGUGACUAAUGGUGAAAACGAUUCAUGAAAUUAGUGACGAAUAAGACAGAAAAGUAAUUAUAGUGGCAAACGUGAAAAUUUUAAGUAAUUUGAGUAACCAAAUGUGUAAUUUAGCCGCAAAAGAAAUAUAAAAAUCGGAACAGGACUGGUGCAGUGGCUGCUGCCCCACUACUUUAUACAUCCACGUCAGCAGGAGAAAAUGUGAUUUGGCGUCUCUCAUGAGCGUUGAUUUUGAUGAACAGUCCGCCAUCGUCAGCCGUCAGAUCAAUCGUCCCCAAUAUCUUAUCGUCCUCUUCCUUCUCCCCUCUCUCGCUCUCUGGUAAAGCGAAAUCCCGCAAAUUCGCUGCCCGGUAGAUAUUAGAAUCGAGCUAAAAAGAAAAUUUAACGCAUGAUUCACAGCUCUCCCUUUUCUGUGUAUCUCAUCCCAUCUCGCUCGGCCUUUUAUCAGUUACUUUCUCUUGGCGCCCACAUAACCAGGUGAGCCCUUUUCGUCCCCCCAUCACUUUCCAUAGGGAUUUGUAAUCGCUUCAAUUUCAUUUCCCGUCGUGCUCCCUAUUGCUGGCUUGCUUGCAAAAACCCUAAAAGGAAUGAUCUUGGAGAUCUGAGCUUGCGUUUUAGGGUGUCGUAUUCUAUGUGAGAUCCGUUUGGUUCGUUUUCCUUUAUUCAAUCUCGGUUCGGUGGGGGAUUGGGGUGGCACAAACCUUCUUCUGUUUAUUCUAUCCUUUGUUGAUUGUUUUUAACUUUGUUGUUUAUCUUGGUCGAAUUGGGUGAUCUGGGUUCUUGCUUGUUUUGGUGAUUGUUGUUGACUUUGUGUUUUUUUUUUUUUUUGGGUUCAAUCUAGGGUUUUUGUGGCUGGAAUGGAAAAUGAGGUAGAGAGAGUUGUUGGUUUGCCUGAGCUGGGAGAGAAACCCAAUGCGGGAAAUGGGGCUUUGGAGGUUGCAGUAGAGGAGAGAGUUGUGGUGGCAGCUUCAGAUGAAUUGAUGGAGGUAGUAGAGAAGGAUGCUGUGGUUGAGGAGAAGGCGAAGGGUGGCAAGGUUGCUGUGGCCGAGUCCUCUGAAUUGAAGGUUUUGGAAGAUGAGGUGUUUGAGGAGGCGGUUGAUUCACAUGAGGAAUUGCCAAAGGAAGGAAUAAGGGCCGAGUUGGAAGCUGUUGAUGAUGCUAGUUCGGUGGUGGGCGUUGAGAAUUUGGGAACUGGAAAUGAAGCGGAGACAUUCGUGGAGGCAGUCGGUGUUCUUGCACAGGAUGUGAACUUAGAGAUUCCAACUCAGGCGGCAGUUGAGGAUAAGGUGGAAGUUUCUUCGAGCGGUGAGAGCAUUGAGCAAGUAAAUGUUCCUGAAGAGCGUGAGAACUCUGAGGAUGUGGCGUCAGUGGUAGUUGAAGAUAAGGUGGAAAUUUUGUUGGGUGAUGAGAGGAUUGAUAAAGUUGAUGAGCCUCUAGAGGUUGUGAACUCAGAGGAUGUGCCAUCAGUGUCUGUUGAAGAUAAGGUGGAAGUGUUGUUGGAUGGUGAGAGCAUUGAUAAAAUUGACGAGGGCGGGACUAGUAAGGAACAUGAUAUCAACGAGUCGAGUGAAGACACCACCCUGUCUGCAACUUAUGAAAAUGGAUGGAGUGUGGUUUCAAAUGGUGAAGCUAAGGUUGUGGUUACUUGUGAGGAAACUAUACUCAGCCAUGAGAUUCGUCUGCCCGGGGAAAGUGAGAAAAAUGAAGAGGACCCUGGCCUGCCUUCUGAAAACCUGGAUACCAAGGAUGUAGUUGAUGUUGUUGAUACAUUGAUUCGAGUGGAUGAGGACCCUGGCCUGCCUUCUGAAAACUUGGAAACCAAGGAUGUAGUUGAUGUUGUUGAAUCAUUGAUUCGGGUGGACGAGGGCAAAGAAGUGAAUGAGAAUGACAGAAAAUUGGAUACUGAAAUUAGGGAUGAUGACAAAGUUGAGGAACUGAAUCAUGAUGAUAUUGCAGUUACUGAUUCUGUUAAAAGUGUGGCCCUGGUCAAUACAGAUGAAAAUCAAGAAGAUAUUGUCAGCAAUGGGGAGCUCAAAUCGGCUGAAUCCUUAGCAAGUUGUGAGGAAGUGAAAGAUAUUUCAGUUGUUUUCGACACUCCCGUGCCGGAAGUAGCCGUUACACCGAGUUCAGUGGAAGAACUGGUUCUGGAAGAAGCAGGUACACCUGUUUCUGUACCUCUUGAAUCACCUGUGUUGAAAGAAGCAGCGGCAGAUACACCUGUCAGCUUAAUCCUAACUUCUUCAGAGAAGCACGAGGAUGUGAAGAAAAAAGAAGUUAUUCAGCCAUCAGUUUCUGUACCUCUUGAAACUGCUGCUGUGAAAGAAGCAGCAGCAGUUACACCUGACAGUUUAAUUGCGUCAACUUCAGAGAAGCGCGAAGAUGAGAAGCAAAAGGAAAUUAUUCAGCCUUCAGUUGUGGAAGAAAUGUCUAAUGGAGGGGAUAUCAAAACAGUUAUAGCAGAGGGAUCAGGAAAAAAUGUUGAAGCUCAUAAAAAAGAAGAGAAGCAGGAGAUCGAGACUGGUCGUCGUUCAAAUGGGGUUCGUGGAGUUCAGCUUCCACCACCCAAGAUCGCCUCCACCUCUCAAAAACCUGGGCCUCCAGCUGGCCUUGGCCGAGCUGCUCCUUUGCUCGAACCUGCUCAGCGACCUGUGCAGCAGCAGCGUGUCAACGGGACCACCUCCAAUGCCCAAUCCCAACAGAUCGACGAGUCUGGCAAUGGCGAAGGAGAAGAGUUUGACGAAACUCGUGAGAAACUUCAGAUGAUUAGGGUGAAAUUUCUCCGUCUAGCACACAGGCUUGGCCAAACACCUCACAACGUUGUCGUGGCCCAGGUCUUGUACAGACUCGGAUUAGCCGAGCAGCUCCGUGGCAGAAAUGGUGGCCGAGUGGGUGCUUUCAGUUUUGAUCGUGCCAGCGCCAUGGCCGAACAGCUUGAGGCAGUUGGUCAGGAACCACUAGACUUCUCUUGCACCAUUAUGGUUCUCGGAAAAUCCGGGGUCGGCAAAAGUGCCACGAUCAACUCUAUAUUCGACGAGGUAAAGUUCGAUACAAAUGCUUUUCAAUCGGGAACGCAAAAAGUUCAAGCUGUUGUGGGAACCGUUCAGGGGAUUAAGGUGAAGGUCAUCGAUACGCCUGGACUACUCCCUUCAUGGUCCGAGCAGCGGCAGAACGAGAAGAUGCUAAAUUCAGUCAAGAAGUUUAUUAAGAACACGCCUCCAGAUAUUGUGUUGUAUCUCGACCGUUUGGACAUGCAGAGCAGGGAUUUUGGAGACAUGCCAUUGUUACGAACCAUAACUGAUAUAUUCGGUCCCUCGAUUUGGUUCAAUGCCAUUGUGGUCCUGACUCAUGCGGCUUCUGCUCCACCUGAGGGUCCGAAUGGUACUGUCUCGAGCUAUGAUAUGUUUGUUACUCAGCGGUCUCAUAUUGUUCAGCAGGCGAUUCGUCAGGCUGCAGGUGAUAUGCGACUGAUGAACCCUGUUUCAUUGGUGGAGAAUCAUUCGGCUUGCAGGACGAACCGUAAUGGGCAAAGGGUCUUGCCGAAUGGCCAGGUUUGGAAACCUCACUUGUUGCUUCUUUCCUUCGCGUCCAAGAUUCUUGCCGAGGCAAAUGCACUGUUGAAGUUGCAAGAUAGUCCACCCGGGAAGCCUCAUGUGGCUCGAUCAAGACCUCCUCCUCUGCCGUUCUUGCUCUCGUCGCUCCUUCAGUCGAGGCCUCAGGUGAAGCUUCCGACAGAGGACGACGGUGGUGAGGAUGAUGAUUCCGAUGAAGAUGAGCUGGAAGAGGAGGAAUCAGAGUACGAUCUGUUGCCGCCAUUCAAAAGCUUGACGAAAGCUCAGAUCAAGAAGCUGACUAAAGAUCAGAAAAAGGCUUACUUUGAGGAGUUGGAAUAUAGAGAAAAGCUCUUCAUGAAGAAGCAGUUGAGUGAAGAGAAGAGGAGAAGGAAGUUGAUGAAGCAAAUGGCUGCUGAGUACAGUGAUAGUAUUGCCGGAGGAGGAGAAGAAGAAGAAGAAGGGGGAGGAGGACCGGCAACUUCUGUCCCAGUCCCUCUCCCAGAUUUCGCCCUGCCUGCUUCUUUCGAUUCCGAUAACCCUACACACCGAUACCGUUCUCUCGACAACUCAAACAGAUGGUUCAUACGCCCGGUUCUCGAUUCUCAUGGCUGGGAUCAUGAUAUCGGUUAUGAUGGGAUCAAUGCCGAGAGGCUUUUUGUAGUAAAGGAGAAGAUUCCAGUGUCCUUCUCUGGCCAGGUGACUAAGGACAAGAAAGAUGCCAAUGUGCAAAUGGAGGUAGCGAGUUCAGUAAAGCACGGUAAAGGGAAGAAGAAGGCCACCUCGAUGGGUUUCGAUAUGCAGACGGUCGGAAAAGACUUGGCCUACACCCUCCGUGGAGAGACAAUGCUGGGAAGCUUCAAGAAAAAUAAGGCAACAGCUGGCAUGUCAGUUACCUUAUUGGGGGACGCAUUGUCUGCCGGAGCAAAGUUCGAGGACAAGCUGGUUGUGAACAAGAGGUUCAGGAUGGUCGUGUCCGGUGGGGCCAUGACUGGACGUAACGACGUAGCGUAUGGUGGGAGUCUGGAGGCGCAGUUGAGAGAUAAGGACUACCCAUUGGGGCGUUCGUUGUCGACGCUGGGGAUCUCGGUCAUGGACUGGCACGGUGAUCUUGCAGUGGGUUGCAACCUGCAGUCGCAGAUUCCGGUGGGGAGGUCUACGAACUUGAUAGCGCGCGCGAAUUUGAACAAUAAAGGUGCCGGGCAGAUCAGCAUGCGGCUGAACAGCUCGGAACAGCUGCAGAUUGCGUUGGUGGGAUUGUUUCCUCUGCUGCAGAAGCUGUUCUGCAUUCCCCAGCAGUUGCAGUAUGGACAAUGAAGAAAAAGAAGACUUGUAAUGAGGGAUCUCUUCCUUUCUCUUUUGUCUCUAUUUCUAUCUGAGUUUCUUGAAACAGGGCAAUGGUUAGAGUUGAUUUUGAGGAUAUAAUUCCCUUUUUUGCUUUUGGGUUAUAUCUUUUGUGGUAGAAUUGAUCGAUUUAUAGUUUCAUUUUGUUAGAUAUAUCUCCGCUUCUAAAUGUAGUGGUUUUGUUGCAGUAAAAGCCACUGAGCCAAGCAUAAUGAUGGGGUUUUCUCAAUAUGGAAAAUAAUGGGCCUUGUUUAGAAUCUAUUUUGGCUGUGAAAGGAUUGAUUCUCGCGUUUGUACAUUACUUCUCUUCCAUCUUCCAAAUGCUAGCUCAAUUGAUUAAAGCCAUGUACAAAUGGUUUGCUUGAUCACAAUAUUGGUCUGUUCACUUUGAAGUUACCGUAUUAUUUAUAUGUAUACAUAUCUGAAGGAUAAUUAACAUUGAGCAAGGUU